UGCUGUUAAGAAAUAAUGGUGGUUGGGUAGGGGGUAUUAUGUAAUAUUUUGAUAUCGAAUAUCGGGAACUCUUUCUGUGUAUAUAUAUUACAGUUUUUGUUUUAGGUCUGAAUUAUUUUCUUCCCGAUGGAGAUAUUGACAGUUUGGUUUAACAAACGAUAAGUCUUAAGAUUUUUUGUUUGUUUGCGAGAAAAUAUAUUUUAUGCAACUUAUACAGACUAUAUUUCGAGGCAACUAAUUGAUCACAUGGCUCAACCUCCAUCGAAUGUGCGGAACAUUACUUUCCUGAAGGACAUAGUAUCCAGAGUUUUAAAAAGUUUGUCCUUUUCAAGGUCAUCAAGGGUCACAUUAUUGCCAGCAAGUUCUAGUGACGAUCAGAGUUGGUCUUACUUCUUCACUAACAACUUAAGGCAUGUAGAUUUUAAAAAACUAAAACCAUGGAGCUUGUUAACAUUUUUAGUUAGACCAUCGACUAAGACAUUGUCAAGCGAGACAAACAAGGAAUCAGAGGCUUCACAGGAUAACAAGCUUGAGAAAGCUCUUACUGAGUGGGUGUUAGAAGAUGUCAGUUAUGAUGAACCUUCAAAACAAAGUAUUGUAAACUCCAAAAAAGUAAAGACUUCAAGAAUGCUUAUUUCAAAGCUAGCGAUGGAGAGUCGAAGCAAGUUUUUGGUGAAAUCCUUGUUGAGAGCAUCAAGUUCAAGGUCACAGCUGUUACGAUUAGAAGAAAUACACAAGCAUGUUCUUCUGUACCCCGAGUCUUUAGGGAUGUUGAUGAAGGCUAAAGUACUUCCUAUUGUACUUCAUCUGAGAGAGCAGACUCAUGAUACAGCAAUUAGUUGCCAAGCAAGAGAAGUGUUAACCUUGUUGGGUUACGUAGAUCCACCUAAAGGAAAAGGAAUUCGAAUAUUAAGCAUUGAUGGAGGAGGUAUCAGGGGUAUGCUUGCUAUUGAGAUGAUGAGGUACAUUGAAAGUAAAACGGGAAAAAGGAUAUACCAGCUAUUUGAUUAUCUAUGUGGAGUGAGCACUGGAGCAAUUCUGUGCAUGUUACUGGGAGGGCUGCACCUAACUCUUGAUGAGUGUGAAGGUCUUUACAGAAAGAUGAGUGACAAGAUGUUUACUCAGAGUGCUUGGUUAGGGACUGGACGAUUGAUGUGGAGCCAUGCUUUUUAUGAUACCAGCUUAUGGGUUGGAUUUCUCACCUCUAUAUUCAAUGAAAGGACUAUGAUAGAAAGUGCAAGAGACCCUGAAAAUCCAAAGAUUGGUGUGGUGUCAACAGUUUUGAAUCAGCCUACCCUUCAAGCCUUUGUGUUCCGCAACUAUGGUCUUCCACCUCGUGUUACCUCACAGUACUUGGGGGGAUGUAACCACAAAAUGUGGCAGGCAGUCCGAGCAUCGGCUGCUGCCCCAGGUUAUUUUGAAGAAUACCAGCUUGACGACAUGCUGCAUCAGGUUUGUUGUACUUUACGUUUAAUGAAAAUUACAAAUAUUGUAACAUGGUAUAAAAUAAAAGAAUCGUGUUCAGUCUUUUGACACCAGAAAAGAAGU
Molecule: messenger RNA, 1548 nt
Organism: Limulus polyphemus (Atlantic horseshoe crab)
Lineage: Eukaryota; Metazoa; Arthropoda; Merostomata; Xiphosura; Limulidae
Product: calcium-independent phospholipase A2-gamma-like
Exons: 7
Coding region: 247-1533 (428 amino acids)
Biological process (GO): arachidonate metabolic process
Cellular component (GO): membrane
Source: RefSeq, a predicted model, not a curated record